AUGUCAACUCCACGGGAUUCUUUUUUUAUGGACCAAUGCAUGUAUCUUGCUGCUGUACAAAACUCUUCAGUCCAUUUUUGGUCCGUACGAUAUGAUAAGAAUGUGUUUGAAUCGUCAUUGUCAAAUCCAGGCAUCCGUAACUUGGAGAUCCCUGAUUCUCCUUCCUUGACUUACAAGCCUCAAAUGACAGUAACGUGUUCGCUACGGUCGAUUCAGUGGGAACCUCGGUCUUGUAAGCUAGCUGUUAUUGACAAUUCUGGUUCUACUAUUUUCUUUCGACGUCUGUAUACUGGCAAAAAUCAUGUAUAUGAUCAAAACGCAUCAGAUAUAAGUACUUUCAGUUUGCUAUCACAUAGUUUCACAGCAACUUGCAUAGCUUUUCCGCAAAGAUCAGGAAGAUAUCUAGCUGUUGGGACUAGUGCUGGUCCAAUAAAUUUAUACAAAUGCCAAAAACAAAUUUCUUUUUAUUCGCAGUUACGCUUCAGUAAUAAUUCUGAAAGAUCAUCUUCCAAUGAAAUGCAGCUUAGGUGUGUCAUCUGGAUUUUAAAGGACCGUGUUGUUGCUGCUGGAUAUAGUAAUGGAUCUAUUGUCUUAUUUUUAGCUGCGUCUGGUACGUCUACAGGUGAAUGUGAGAAUUUCAUAUUACCAUUUCCUUCAUAUCCCGAAAACAACAGUCCUACACCUGCAUGUAAUAUUUUUAGAACUUGCGGAAGAAACAAUGAUUGGUUAUAUUGUGGUUAUUCUGAUGGAUCUAUUAUUAUAUGGUAUUUAGACUGGCCUGUUGUUAGGCCUACAGAGAAGUUAAUUUUUUGUCGCUGGGAUCCUAAAUCUUUUCUAUCCACUACGAUAAACACGAAUAACUGUGAAUACUGCAUGGAUAUGGCUUUGUCAAUUGGUGGACGAUUUUUUACUGCAGGAGCACCGGAUAUGAAUUUACGUAUGUGGGAAGCGGCUGUACUUAAAUUAUUACCAAUAAAAACGUUGUCACCGAUUGAUGAACAACAUGGAUAUUUAAGUGUUGCUGUCUCUUUGGACACAAACAUUCUUGCAACUGGCUUAGCAAAUGGUAAUAUUUGGUUUUAUAAUAUACCUGAUUUUACUUCACCUAUCCGUUGUGUUUCCUCAGGAUUGAAUGUUCCAAUAAGCUUGCUUUCGUUCUCUUUUGUUUAUCGGACUAGUGACCAAGUUAAGUUUAACUCCCCAAAAUCCAAUUGGCUUGAAAGUUUACAGGACGAGAACCUUGAUGCGAAAUUGUAUGGAAAUUCAACAGACACACUACUGAGUUCAUCAAAACAACCACUUCAUGAAGUAACUAAUAUUAUACCUAAAUAUCAACCUGAUACAUGGGUAUCAUUAUUUCGUGAGUUUUCCGUACCAGACAUUUCAUUACAUUCAAAUUCCAGUAUGUUUCCAUCAUCUGAUCAAGGUUCUAUAAAAUCUAAUUGGUCAGAAGUGAAUAUCGAUAAUGUAG
Molecule: messenger RNA, 1471 nt
Organism: Schistosoma guineensis
Lineage: Eukaryota; Metazoa; Platyhelminthes; Trematoda; Strigeidida; Schistosomatidae
Source: the annotation of a GenBank genome assembly